Molecule: messenger RNA, 1322 nt
Organism: Exaiptasia diaphana
Lineage: Eukaryota; Metazoa; Cnidaria; Anthozoa; Actiniaria; Aiptasiidae
Exons: 1
Coding region: 172-963 (263 amino acids)
Source: RefSeq, a predicted model, not a curated record
CAACCACUAGGUUCCAUUCUCCGAACUCGGCAUGGUUGGCAUGGUGAUAUUUAUCUUUACUUGACUAUUGUUAUCAAAUUAUUAAGUAAUUUCACGACAUUUAUUCACUCUUAUACAUCGAUAAGAAAAGCUCGAGAUAUAUGUCUUUAAUCUCGAUGAAAAACAAGUAAAAUGAAGAGAUAUGGCAACAAAAGCAAGAAAACAAGCAGAAGACAGACUCGUCUAAGGACUCUCAGAACUCGUGACGAAGGAUUAGCUACGAUUCAAGAAUCGAGUAUCAAGAAUGCUAGAAUCAAAUCAGCAAUUGARAAAGGCGCWGAGUCAAAAUUACCAUCGGAUACAGCCACAGGACAUUGYCUUAAGAAGUUUGAACACAACGGAAAAGAAGGRCCCUUAGUGGUUUACGCGGAAGACAGGAAAAUGUUUAAUGAAUACGGUCACUUCACGGUAAUAACCUCCUUCAAACCUUCAGAUAGUCUAAGAAACCAGUUAUUUUUUGGCUCUCAUGCGAGUAUUCCACUUAAUCUAAGCAAAGACGAGCUAGAAAUACCUCAAGCGAACUCUGUAGAUAACAAGUUUUGUAAUUCUAUACGACAAGAAUCCAAAAGCAACCAUCGCCAAAAGAACAAUGACAAUAACGUUGUUAAACAACCGCAUAGGCAAAUGAAGUCCUUUGAAGGAUUAGUCACGCGUUAUAAGAACAGACAAGAUAAAUACAGACGUUUAUUAGGAGACGAUGCAGUUUAUUUAUUUCAGAAAAUUGACCAUUUAUGUAAAGCCAAAGAAGAUAAAAAACCACAAAAAUCAGAAAAAAAUGUUCAACCAGUUUUACCCAAGAUAAAGGUGGACGAUAAAACUACAGUGGAAAAUGAAAAUAACAGGUCAAAUGAAAUCCAACUUUCUAGUAGAAAAACAAAGCCUAGGCUCCCUUAUUUAACGGUAUCUAGGURUAGUACACUGUAAAGUCAAGGUGAGAUGACAGUUUAUUCUCGUGGUUUAUUUCAAAGGAUAUCCGGCUUCACAAGAAUUGCUACCGCGCUCUUUGAUUCGGCGCUAAAUCUCGAAAUAACUUUAACGGAAACUGAAAGGGAGAACUGAAAAAAAGUAAACAAGAAAGACAACAAGGCAGACAAAAGUGAAGGGAAGACGAUAUAUGAUAAGGAUAGUGCAUUAUGUUUUAGUUUCGUCUGACAAAUUUCUGCAAUUGCGAAAUGAAAAUAUACAUGUAAUGUUUGAAGCAAAGUAAAAGUCGAAAACCAAAGAAUGUAGCAAGAUGAAACUGAACACAUAAUAGAGAAAUAAAUAUUUGAUUUAAUGAAUAA